Messenger RNA from Beta vulgaris subsp. vulgaris (sugar beet), 2553 nucleotides. RefSeq names its product pentatricopeptide repeat-containing protein At4g39620, chloroplastic. The transcript is spliced from 5 exons. The record is from RefSeq and is a predicted model, not a curated record. Gene Ontology annotation, molecular function: protein binding; mRNA binding. Lineage: Eukaryota; Viridiplantae; Streptophyta; Magnoliopsida; Caryophyllales; Amaranthaceae. The coding region runs from base 124 to 1590 and encodes 488 amino acids.
GCAUCUAGUAAGUGUCUAUCCAGUAUUCCACUGUUCUGCACUUCCACUCCAUCAUCCGUCUCCUCUCCCGACUCCCAUUCUCUUUCCCUCCAAAACUCCAAAUUAUCUCACAACUCUUUUCAGAUGGUUACAAAUGCAGCAACUGGGUUUCUCCAAAACCCUCUUAAUCUAAACUUCUCCUUCUCUUCAUCAUCUUCUUCUUCCCACUCCCAAAUCGCUUUCCACCCAUUUAUAGUACAGAAAUCUUACGUCAGAUACAAACCCAUCAUCAAAAUUACCUGCAUUUCAUCCAGACCCAACAAAAGAUCUUCUUCUAAAAGCGUGAAUUCCGAGGCGCAGGAACUUGUUCGUCUGAUUUUGCGGAAUUUUUCUGAUAAGGAACCCUUGGUUUCCACAUUGAACAAAUACGUCAAAAUUUUGAGGACUGAGCAUUGUUUUAUGCUCUUUGAAGACCUAGGUAAAAGUGACAAGUGGCUUCAAUGUCUUGAGGUGUUUAGAUGGAUGCAGAAACAAAGAUGGUAUAUCGCAGACAACGGUGUGUAUUCGAAAUUGAUUUCAGUAAUGGGGAAAAGAGGUCAAACUAGGAUGGCAAUGUGGCUUUUCUCAGAGAUGCGCAAUAGUGGGUGUCGGCCUGACACUUCUGUUUACAACGCGCUCAUAACUGCACAUCUACAUUCUCGUGAUAAGUCGAAGGGCUUGGAGAAAGCUCUUGGAUAUCUUGAUAAGAUGAAGGGCAUAGAGCGCUGCAAGCCAAGUAUCGUGACAUACAAUAUUCUGUUAAGAGCUUUUGCACAAGCGCGUAAUGUUAAUCAAGUUAAUGCUCUGUUUAAGGAUCUUGAAGAGAGCAUAGUUUCAUCUGAUAUUUACACAUUCAAUGGUGUGAUGGAUGCAUAUGGAAAAAAUGGGAUGAUCAGGGAAAUGGAAGAUGUAUUGUCACGCAUGAAAAUCAAUCAAUGUAAGCCUGAUAUAAUCACUUUUAAUCUAUUGAUUGAUGCCUAUGGAAAGAGGCAAGAAUUUGAGAAGAUGGAGCAAGUUUACAAGAGUUUGUUACGUUCUAAGGAAAAGCCAACACUUCCCACAUUUAAUUCAAUGAUUGUUAAUUAUGGGAAGGCACGACUACGGGAGAAAGCCGAGAGUGUUUUCCAGAGUAUAACCACUAUGGGAUAUACUCCUAACUAUAUUACAUAUGAGAGUGUCAUUAUGAUGUAUGGAUUAUGCGACUCUGUUUCCAGAGCAAGGGAAACAUUUGAUGGGAUCACUGCAUCUAAGAAAGAGUUGAAGGUGUCAACAUUAAACGCUAUGCUAGACGUUUACUGCUUGAGUAGCCUACCAAUGGAGGCAGACAUGCUCUUGGACAGUGCACAAAAUUUAGGUGUUCGCCCAAAUUCUUCGACUUAUAAACUUCUUUACAAAGCCUACACUAAGGCAAACAUGAAAGAUCUUCUACAAAAGUUAUUGAAGCGCAUGGACCAAGAUGGUAUUGUCCCUAAUAAGAGAUUUUUCCUGGAGGCCCUGGGAGCAUUUGGGUCUUCAACGAACUCUACAAACUCCAAAGAAACAAGUACUCAAAAGGCUACUGCAAAGACGUAAUUGCAUACUUUGAAACAUCAAUCAUCUAUUUACAGGCACCGAUGAACUACUUAAAUACUGAUUUGAUUCUCAGAAUAAGAGAGUAUUCAUGCCGACAGUGUCCUUUUCCCUUUAAGCUAGAGGUGCUUGUUUCUUGGACUUAGGCUGACAUUUCUUCUUGGUGCAACUUGUGUUCUAUGUGUGUGGGUCGGCUGGGGGGAAGGGUGAUUGCUUGAUAAAAUUACUUUGAGAAUCAGCGACUCAGUCAGAAGUAACAAAGCUUGGCCAUACUUUUCCCGCGUGGUAGUUUUUGGGAAUCAAAGAUGCAAACUUGAUAUCUUUAUGGCCAUAUCCAGAAUCCAAACCCUGUAUGGCGUACGCUAUACCAGUGGGGCAAUGAAUGCGAAACUCCUUGCUUGUGUGGUAUAGAAUAUCAACUCUGAACUGAGAUUCUCGAAGGAUCUCAGCAUGGUACCAGUCAGCUGUUGUGGAUUAUAAUUAAGCUUGGUUAGAUUUCAAAUUCCCUUUCAAACCUUUGAUGCAGGCUGUAACCAGCCCCUUGACUUGUUUGGUGUUUCUGCACGAUGGACGUAUGUGGUAUCUACAAUGAAGUUUGAAUAAUGUCCUGUUUGUUAUACUGCAGGAGAAAUGAACGAUUUUGUUUUUAGUGAAGUGGCUGGAGUGUGAAAAUUUGAAAUUUUUCUGGAGGGAGGUGUAUUUUUGAAGAAUGAGGAAGAUCAGGACGAGCAGAAAGAAGGAAAAGCCAGUUCUAGAGCUAGAGGUAGAGAAAAAAAUGCACCCAGUUUUAGAAGGUGUUAGAAGUUAAGACUUGUGGAGUUCAUGUGAACUGAUCUUUUGACAUUUCAAGUUCUAUCCAUGUAGUAUAGGUUUCUGUAUUUAGCCGCUCAUAAUGUGAUAGAACUUGAACAGUUGCAUUUAUUUUACGAGAAAGGUAACAAUACAUUGUAGAUAAGUUGUUUCUGA